This is a messenger RNA of Amoebophrya sp. A120, 673 nucleotides long. NCBI's taxonomy places the organism in Eukaryota, Dinophyceae, Syndiniales, Amoebophryaceae. The record is from the annotation of a GenBank genome assembly.
CAACCUUGCCCCGCGCGCCUUUAUACCCCUUCCGGGGCCCGGGCGGGGUAUGCGGGCGGGCCGCCGCGCAUAUGUUCUUUAUUUUCCCGCGGGAAUCCCGGGACGAGUGGAAGCGCCCGGGCGAUUAAUAGCACGGGGGCCGGCUCUGCGUAUUGGCGCGCCCUUGUUAGUGUCCCGCGUAGGAUAUGGCCCGCGCCGCGCCCGCGCCGCGCCGCGCCCGCGUAUUCUUUCACCUAUACUGACGAAGUCGAUGGAGAAUGUCGACGCUCCGCCACCCAGCAGAACUAACGCCAAAGUGCCCCGCCAUCCGAUACAGGCCGAGGCCGCAGCCAGCCAGCAGCGUUCCCGGUAUUUGUGCCCGGGCCCGGCGCGCCUUGCUUGUUUGCCUUCUUUGCUUGUUGGCAGCGGGCGCCUUGGGUGCCUGUGGGCCCUUCCCAUUGCCUCCCCCGCCCUGCUGCUUGCUUUUGGCGCCUGGGCCUCGGCGCCGGCUGCCGGUUGUGCAUCCACGAAACGAACCGGCCCCGGCGUGGCUUCUUUCUUUUCUGGCGGGCGCCUCCUUCCGGGCUGUCAGUCGGCCCGAUGGUGUUGCCGCCUCGCGCGCGGGCCCGCCGGGUGCCGGGCCCCCAAGCACUCCCUCGCAAUAGCGCCGGCCCCGAGGCCGGGUUGGCCGCGC